Symbiodinium pilosum is the source of this 1155-nucleotide messenger RNA. The record is from the annotation of a GenBank genome assembly. Lineage: Eukaryota; Dinophyceae; Suessiales; Symbiodiniaceae.
AUGCGCCAGAGUCUCUUUCAUCCCUGCAUCCCGCUCAGGUGCAGUUAUGUGGAGAUCCCUUGGGAAGAUGCUCAACGGCCCUCAUAUUUGAUUCCAAGGACCAUGGAACUUGGGAAUGUCUUCGGCAGCACCAACUACAGCAUUGAAGUAGUUCCUCGGGGAGGUGGAAACAAGUUUGGAUAUCUUGCGCCAAUGAACAUCUUUCACCUUCCUCCAACCGGUCGGGCCACGAAAAUUCCCUUCGAAGGCAUGAAUGAGGCUGGCUUGACCGUUUCCGCGCUCUAUUUCGCUGAGUCCGUCUAUGAGCAGUCACAUCCGGCAAAGAAGGACCUGACUGUCCUGGAUGUAAUUCCGGCACUCCUUGCAAACUGCUCGACCGCAGAUGCCGCAAGAGAACUACUGGAAUCUGUUAGCGUUGUGCGUGCGAUGGGCAACAUCCCGGAGGACACCGGAGUGAUGACCAAUGCGGCAUGGCUGUGCAAGAUAGUGCAUCUGAGUCCGUCAUAUCCGCUGGAGAACAACAUGCUGCAAGUGAAAGUGGAUGACGACAUAGGAGUUGUACCCCGUCCGGUCGGUCAUGGCUGGAAUUUGUUUGGCCUUCCUGGAGACAGCUCCUCCCCAAGCCGCUUCGUGCGACUCUUCUAUUUACGCGGAUAUGGCAUGAAGGCAAAUCCUCCCAAGAGCUUCGAUGAUGCCGUGGUGUUGGGAACUGCGCUGUUGAACAACGUCUUCAUUCCGUUUGGCUCUGUGGCAGCGGAUCCCAGGGAGCCGGGCGACGCCCCGGAGUAUACGCCGUAUGGCAUCUUGAAGAGUCCCCAGGAGCGAGUGAUGCUGAUCCGAGGCUACCGAAACUCCCAAUGGCGCAAACUCGACCUCAAUCGCCUGGAUUUCUCACAAGUCCGUUCGUGGCCGCUGGAAGAUGGCUCGCUUGGUGUUCAGGAAACUUGGCUCAAGUGCUGCUGUUCCUUACUCUCUGCGCAUGAUGCUGCGUCCAUGCUUUGCCUUCUCAGACUUGUUCAAAAGCUAAGAUCAUGGUCCUUCUACCUUUUAACUUCCAUGGUUUAUUUACUACGGCAAGCGCUGGCUUCAUGGUUGACUGAAGCAACAUUGCCGCUGCGCCUUUCGUCGUCAGUGCUUCUGCACUUGAGGACAUAA